Messenger RNA from Orbicella faveolata, 2420 nucleotides. RefSeq lists its product as uncharacterized. Gene Ontology annotation, biological process: transcription by RNA polymerase III. Gene Ontology annotation, molecular function: protein binding. The record is from RefSeq and is a predicted model, not a curated record. Gene Ontology annotation, cellular component: transcription factor TFIIIC complex. Lineage: Eukaryota; Metazoa; Cnidaria; Anthozoa; Scleractinia; Merulinidae.
GCCAGUGAGUAGACCAACAUGGACGCCAUUUGCUGGAGUUGAGUUGAGCAAAAUUUAGAUGUCCUGUUCUUGUGAUGUCACUUGCGGCAGAUUCUGAUGACCUACCAAUAAAUCUGAAUUUGGCUGAGCUAAAAGAACAACUUGCACAAAAUGGAACAGUUAUAUGUCCUGUGCAAGGCUGUAAUCAAGACUUCAAAUCUUUCUGGGGGCUAAAAUAUCACUUGAGACGGGCAAACCACCAAGACGUGGCAGAAGGGAAGUUUAAAUGUGAAAAGUGCAAUCGGUUGUUUCAGUCGCGGGUUAAUUUGCGACAACACAGAAUAGCUGACCAUUCAGGUAGUGAGGGAGGAAGUCCACUGCCCAGUCCAUUGUCAUCUCCAAGGUCAAGGGAAAACGAUUCAUUCCACUUUUCCUCUGCACACUCAACAAACCAAAAGACAGGGCAAAUUUCGACAGAAACUUCUUGUACUGAAGUGAAUGAGAAUUCAGCUACUAAUGGAGCAAAGGCAAGCGAAAGUGAAGUCAAUCAAACUCAGGCAGCAGUUGUUACAAAGAGAAAGAGGGGCAGACCAAGAAGGGCUGACCAAAUUAAACAUUCUCCCUCGGCUGUGAAUGGCCAAGGGGAAGUCAUCAGUGGGACUUUAUCUCUAUCUCAACCAGUUAUUAACACUGCUGACAAUCCUGAAGGUAGAAAACUGGACAAUGCAAGCUCAGAUAGUACCGUCACUCCAAGGAGGGCUUCCACAAGAGUGCGUACUCCACGGAUAAAUUUAAAUUUGUAUGAUGAUACAGAAGAAAACAAAAGAAAACAUAAAAGAGUGAAAAGGAAUACUCCUAAGAAGAGAGGGAGGAAACCAAAAAUUGUCUCUGAUGAAAAUGCUAUUGAUGACUCCGUGAGAGAUUCCGAUUGUGAGAAAACACAUGGGAAGAAACCUGAGAAAAAGCCAAAUAGCGAUACAGCUGGGAAUGAAUGUGUCAUAGGAAGAGGAACUAAAGAAAAUGUGGAUGGCAACAGUGAUAAUGUUGAUGAUGAAAAUAGCAAUGUCCAUGAUGAUAAUGCGGCAAAUGUUGAUAAUGAGGAUGAUGAUGACGAUGAAGAUGGCAAUGUCAAGGAUGAUGAUGAUGAUGAUGGAAAGGCAGUCAUAAAGGAGAGAAGAAAACCUUGGAGAAAGAGAAAAGCUGUGGUUUCAGAGGCAGCUAGGCUUAAGAGGCUUGUGAAAUGGGGAAAGACAUUGAUUUGUCAGAACGAAGGAUGUAGGGCAAAGUUUACCACAGCCGCUGGAUACUUAGCACAUCAGAAAAUCUGUGGAGUGAAAGAGGAAGACAGAGAAAAGUUUACAUGCGAGAUAUGCGAAAAAGUAUAUAUGUCUUCUAUGGGGCUUAAAUAUCACAUGCAAGCCAAGCACACUGAGAGUGAGACAGUUGACAGCUGCAAUAAUUCAGAAGAUAAGAACAAGGAAGAGAAUGAACCCGAAAUUCUAUCAGAUGGAAGAACAAGACGAAAGGCAGCUUCCAGGGCAAUGUCAAAAGUUCAAAAACUAGUGACAGAGCAAAAUCUUCAAGAAGUGGAUCAUUCUAGAGGGAUUGUGAAGAAAGAGUUUCUGGACCAGCUAAUUGUUAAAAUCAAAGGCAGAGACAUAUCCAAAGAAGAGGAACAAUGGACUGAAGCACUGGAGACAGAGACUAGUGUAAUGUGUCCCAGUAAGGGGUGCUCAGAAACAUUUCAGUCGUUUGAGAACAUUAAAGCUCAUUUGAAAUCUUGUGAGAAGGCUGUUUCCUACAAGUGUCUGGCCUGUGGCAAGGUUUAUCUGUCCAUAAUGCUCCUACACAAUCACAUUAACUUUCGACAUGUUGGAUACAAGCCUAAAGGGAAGGAGGUGUCCGACAGCAGUGACGCGGACUAUGUAGUUGUCAGCUCAGGAGACAGUGCAGAAGAGAGCGACAAUGUCGAAAUUGAGGAGAUUGAAGAAAGCGGAAGUGACUUAAACGAAGAUGGGGAGAAUUGCUCGGAAGAAAUCGUUGUUUGGGAUGAUAAGAGAAAAAAGUUCAAACGACCAGGAAUGCCGAAAGCGUUUCGAAGGUCUCAAUCAGGUCCUACCUCAGCUGUGAAAUUUGGACCCAUUGGGUCAGCAGAUUCCGAAAGCUACGAAACCACAGAAAACUGGCGCAAACAACAGUUUAAACGCAAAGAUCUGUUUCCUAACUUCAUACCAUCUUCCUCUUUUUGGUCUCGCGUUGACCACAGUGAGAUUGAGCAGUAUUUGCCGGAAGCGACUAUAUCACCGAGGUUUACAAUAAGACGAAAAGGCAAAAAUCACAACACUAAACAGGAUAUGCAGUUACCGUUGUUUGAAAGCACGUCCAAGGAAGAAAGUAAGUUACUUCGUGAAUCUACUUGUUGACCAUUGUUUACCAUACUU